AUUAAAUAUCAAAAUCAAAAUGGCAAUUCCAAGCUUCUACAUAGCAUUACUUGUACUCGUUUGUUUAGUGGCCGAGGCCAUACAAAGUCCAAGUCCAAGUCCACGUAUCGUUAGCGGUAGUAACGCUGCAAGGGGUCAAUUUCCUUAUCAGGUAUCCGUACGUGUAGGCGGAGAGCAUGUGUGCGGUGGAGCUUUGAUUUCCCAAAGUUUUGUUGUAACUGCAGCACACUGUGUGGCCAGUAUUUCACCAACAUUCCUUACUGUACAAGCCGGUACGAUAAAUCUCACCGAAGCCGGUACUAUUUCUCAAGUAGCGAAGAUAAUUCCGCAUCCCGACUACAAUUACGAUAAUGACAUUGCAUUACUACAGUUAAGUGAACCAUUUAACUACUCCAGUGUCAUACGACCAAUAAGAUUGGCUACUAAUGAAACACCAGCUGGCGAAGAGGUUACCAUUACUGGUUGGGGUCGCAUAACUGAUGGCGGUGCACUCUCCGAAAUAUUACAGUAUAGUCGCAAACUGACUGUUUUAAGUGAUAAGCAGUGUGCUCGUAUAGCCGGCCCCAUUAAUCCGGGCGUACAAUGUCUUUCUAAGGUUCAAAAUAAUGGCUUCUGUGAUGGUGAUGAUGGUGGUCCAGCAGUUCACAAAGGCGUAUUGAUUGGCAUCGCAAGUUAUUAUUCCGAUGGCUGUGGCUCUUCUGCGCCAGACGGUUAUACUAAGGUGUCCUAUUAUAAUAACUGGUUAGUUUCAAACUUAGUUUAGAAGCAGUUUGAAAGAAAUCACAAGUUUAUAAACAAUAAAGCUCAAUAGUAACCAACA
Molecule: messenger RNA, 820 nt
Organism: Bactrocera oleae (olive fruit fly)
Lineage: Eukaryota; Metazoa; Arthropoda; Insecta; Diptera; Tephritidae
Product: serine protease SP24D
Biological process (GO): proteolysis
Molecular function (GO): serine-type endopeptidase activity
Source: RefSeq, a predicted model, not a curated record